CCCAUCUUCUAUCCCUUUCUAGACUCCUUUUCCCAGCUGGCUGCUCCUCAAUACCCAAAGAUUCACCUAUACAACGAAGAGCAAGUUCUGAGCUGGGAGUGGUCGUCCGCAAACAAUGACACAAGACCAGUCGUCUACCGGGUACAGUAUAAAUACAUCACUAGCGAGCAUUGGCAUGACGUCACAGUGAAGUCCGUGGGCGUGAACUGCACAAGGAUCCCAGAGACACAGUGUAACUUCACCAACGCCAGAUUCCUUCGAUGUUCCAGUGUGUCUUUACGUGUUCGAGCUGAGCUGGGGGAGAUUGUUUCUGCCUGGACCACAGGGCUUUGGUUUCAGUACUAUCAGAAUGUUACGAUCGGGCCUCCAAAAGACAUGUUGGUGACCCCAGAAGCAGCUUCCCUUCUCAUCAGGCUCUCCUCUCCCUUUGAACUCCCUAGGAAGUGCGGGAUCGUGUUUGUCUAUUACAUCCAUUACUGGGAAGAAGCAGGAGUCCAACAGGUAAAAGGCCCCAUGACCUGCAGUACCAUCUUGUUGGAUAAUUUGAAGCCGUUAAAAGUGUACUGUUUACAAGCUGAGGCACGUUUGUCUUUGCAAACCUCUAGACCUGGACGUUUAAGCAACAUAUCUUGCUAUGAAACAAUGGCAAAAGCCUCCAGCAAGGUGCAACAAGUGGCCCUGAUCUCUGUGGCCAUCUUUUUAGUAUUACUGGCACUGUCUGCUCACUUGCUGUUCAGAUAUAAAAGCCAAGUGAAAUACUGGUUUCACACUCCACCAAGAAUCCCAUCACAAAUAGAAGAGUAUUUGAAGGACCCAGUUCUACCUAUCUUAGAGGCUUUGGACAAAGAAAGCUCACCAGAGGAUACCUGGGACUCUGUGUCAGUCAUUUCAUUUCCAGCAAAGGAAGAUGUUCUCCAGACACUUGAAUCAGAGCGCUGAUCAGCCUGCUGGCACGGGACCCGGGGCGGGGAAGCCGCAGACAUCCCGCCCCACCUCAGAGCCCAGUGUGCCACACCUCCGCCUCGCUAACUUCUGAUGAUGCCUAACAAGGCAUGUGAGAUCUCAGGGGUCACACAGAUUCUGUUUUUUUUUUUCUCUAAGAACUCUCUGAAGCAUACAAGUUUCUGGCAUGUUUCUAUAGAAAUAUCUCAGAAAACUGAAGGUUUCUCUUAAACACUAAACAUGUAAUUACCUGUUGGUAACGUGGAGGAGGUCUACUGGGAUGUUUUUCUUCAUUAUUGGUAAGUCCUGGCCAUCAAAAGACCACAUCCUCUUCUUCUGGAAGAUGAGCUAUCCCAAGCUGCCACACAGUGGACUCUUAGUGGCCUCUUCACAUUUUUAGCUUAAAAUGUGAUGAAUCAUAGACUAGGAGUGGAGCACAGUGAUCCAGCACUUACCCAGCACCUGUGAGCCCUGGGCUCCAUUUCCAGCACCACCAAAAGAAAAAGGAGCCAGUGAUGGUGGUUCAUACCUGUAAUCCUGUAA
Dipodomys ordii (Ord's kangaroo rat) is the source of this 1485-nucleotide messenger RNA. RefSeq names its product interferon gamma receptor 2 (interferon gamma transducer 1) (gene Ifngr2). The record is from RefSeq and is a predicted model, not a curated record. Gene Ontology annotation, molecular function: protein binding. NCBI's taxonomy places the organism in Eukaryota, Metazoa, Chordata, Mammalia, Rodentia, Heteromyidae. The annotation marks the transcript as partial. The transcript has 6 exons.